Molecule: messenger RNA, 780 nt
Organism: Anopheles moucheti
Lineage: Eukaryota; Metazoa; Arthropoda; Insecta; Diptera; Culicidae
Exons: 2
Coding region: 1-780 (259 amino acids)
Biological process (GO): DNA integration
Molecular function (GO): nucleic acid binding
Source: RefSeq, a predicted model, not a curated record
AUGGCAGCUGCUAAAUCACCUCCCAUCGCCGAGCCGCAGUCUUGGCCGAAACCGUCGAAGCCAUGGGAGCGUGUACAUAUAGACUACGCCGGGCCAAUAGAGGGUCACUACUUUCUUAUCGUCGUUGACGCACUAUCCAAGUGGCCCGAAAUCGUUAAGACGUCAACCACAACCGCCAUGGCUACCAUUUCAAUUCUGCGAAAUAUUUUUGCACGUUUCGGUAUGCCACGGAAGCUAGUCAGCGAUAACGGGGCUCAAUUCACCAGUGAAGCAUUCAGCGAUUUUUGUAUCCACAAUGGCAUCGAACAUGUUACCACGGCACCGUUUCAUCCGCAGUCUAACGGACAGGCCGAACGAUUCGUGGAUACCUUCAAGCGCGCCCUACGUAAAAUUCGAACGGAUAGCGUUCCGCUCGAGGAAGCUCAGGAAACCUUCCUCUUAUCCUAUCGCUCGACACCGCAUCCUGGCCUUGAUGGGCGUACGCCGGCUGACAUCAUGUUCGGUCGAAACAUUAGAACGUCUUUGGAGUUGCUACGCCCACCGUCAUCGUUACAAACCGAACCUGCCCAUCCGCAAGCCAAAGAACCGUACAACGGAAGACAAUUUCGGUUAGGAGAUCCUGUAUUCGCCAAAAUGUUCCACCGAAAUACCUGGAAAUGGAUCGCCGAAGCCAUCAAUUCGCCUGGAUCCAUCAAUCCGCUUAGAUUCAUCAAUCCGUCAAAAGCCUACGUCCGCGGUUACCAGUCAACCAGCGGUUCAUUCGCCACGCCGGUCUUCUAG